This is a messenger RNA of Pseudophryne corroboree (corroboree frog), 3749 nucleotides long. RefSeq names its product LLGL scribble cell polarity complex component 2 (gene LLGL2). Gene Ontology annotation, cellular component: cortical actin cytoskeleton; cytoplasm; plasma membrane. Gene Ontology annotation, molecular function: GTPase activator activity; myosin II binding. The record is from RefSeq and is a predicted model, not a curated record. Gene Ontology annotation, biological process: regulation of Notch signaling pathway; regulation of protein secretion; cortical actin cytoskeleton organization. The transcript has 26 exons. Bases 202 to 3252 code for a protein of 1016 amino acids. NCBI's taxonomy places the organism in Eukaryota, Metazoa, Chordata, Amphibia, Anura, Myobatrachidae.
UAUAUGACAGGGUGUGGCUAUGCAAUCUGGACACUCCUCUGCUAUUGGUUAGCUGUUGUUAGUCUGUCAUGAAUAUGUAAUAAGCCAGCCCCCCGGUGGAGGGAACCAGGAAGCGGCUGCGGCCCAGGCGCCUCCCGCGGGACACGGAUCAGGGGAAGCACCGGAGACUGGGAAGGGUCUCUGAACUCAGGAGCUGUAGAAAUGAAACGCUUCUUACGGGCUGGUCAUGACUCCGUGAGGGAGAGGCUCAAGCGGGACUUGUUCCAAUUUAACAAGACGGUAGAACAUGGAUUUCCCAACCAGCCCAGUGCCCUUGGGUUCAGCGACUCUCUGCGUCUUAUGGCCAUUGGAACCCGCUCUGGAGCUAUUAAAAUAUAUGGGUGCCCUGGAGUGGAGUUCAUGGGUUUGCAUGAUGAGAAUAAUGCAGUGAUCAAGAUCAGUUUUGUUCCCAACCAGUGCCAGAUUAUCACACUACUGGAUGACAACAGCCUCCAUUUAUGGUCAUUCGGGCAGCAAGAUGGGGUCUCGGAACUGCAGGAGGAAAAAAAGUUUACUCUUCGUGGACCACCUGGGGCGCCCCCUAGUGUUACACAAAUUAAAGUGCUGUUGGCACACUCAUCUGGAGAGAAGUUGUUCGUGGGCACAGAGGGAGGCAAUGUUUUCACUCUUACAUUACCAUCCUUGCAAGUACUGGAGGAGAAAACAGUUGGGCAUGAAAUGGCGUUGGAAGGUCUGCCAGAUGAGUACACGAACAGGCGUCCUUUUGAGUCAGUGGAAGCUUUACAGGAGAAUCCCAAGAACCCAGAUCUUUUAUUGAUUGGCUACAACCGUGGACUCAUGAUGGUGUGGCAUGUAUUAACUGGACGUAGUGUGUGCCACUAUCUCGGCACCCAGCAACUAGAAAACAUUUUUUGGUGCCGGGAUGCACAGCAGAUAAUAAGUUGCCACAGUGAUGGCGGGUAUAGCCAGUGGGAAGCAACUGGUGAGCGUAUACAACAGGCUCCCAUGGAGACUAAAUUGCCAUAUGGUCCUUUCCGCUGCAAAGCAAUCAAUAAAAUAACGUGGCUCACAGCACGUAGAGGGGCACCUUAUGUUGUGUUCCAAGGAGGCAUGCCAAUGGCAAGCUAUGGGGACCGACAUAGCAUCUCCGUAGUACACGGUAGCCAACAAACAGCCUUCGACUUUACUUCUAGGAUAAUUGACCAUUUGGUAAUUGCCAACUCGGACUCCUCAGCUGAGUAUGAUGACCCUCGUGCCCUUUUAGUACUAGCGGAAGAGGAGCUUGUGGCCAUUGAUCUUCAAACACCUGGCUGGCCAGUAAUUCAGUGCCCUUACCUUGUGUCUCUACACUGCUCAGCCAUAACCUGCUCUUACCAUAUCUCUUCCAUUCCAUUGAAGUUGUGGGAAAGGAUAAUUGGUGCAGGCAGAAAACAAAACAUGCAUUACUCCAAUAUGCCUUGGCCAAUUGAUGGAGGUGUGAAUUUGGCUCCAGCUCCACCACAAAGGGAUUUGCUGCUGACAGGGCAUGAGGAUGGCACUGUGCGUUUCUGGGAUGCCUCUGGGAUUUGCCUCCAGCUGAUGUACAAAAUGAGCACAGUGGGAGUCUUUCAGACCGACACGGAUCCCAAUGAAAACCUUAACUCUCAUGGUGAGGAAGAGUGGCCUCCACUGAGGAAAGUGGGCUCUUUUGACCCGUACAGUGAUGAUCCCCGUCUGGGAAUUCAGAAGAUUUACCUGUGUAAAUUCAGUGGCUACUUGUCUGUUGCUGGAACUGCUGGACAGAUUCUUGUCCUGGAGCUGAAUGACGAGGCAGCACAACAAGUGGUAGAGCAAACCCUGGUUGACCUGUUGCAAGAGCAGGAGUAUCGUUGGAAAGGCCAUGAGCGACUUUACGCACGAUAUGACCCAGUGCGUUUUCCACCUGGAUUUCAGCCUUUCGCCUUGGUACAGUGUCAACCACCUGCUGCAGUCACUUCCCUGGCACUGCACUCUGAAUGGAGGUUAUUGGCCUUUGGCACCAGUCAUGGCUUUGGAGUAUAUGAUUUUCAGCAGAGGCGUCAAGUGAUGGUCAAGUGCACACUUCAUGCCAGUGACCAGCUAGCACUGGAAGGUCCUUUAUCCCGAGUCAAGUCACUGAAGAAAUCUCUGCGCCAGUCCUUUAGGCGUAUCCGGAGAAGUCAGGUCAAUAAGCGAAGGGAAGGAGCUGCAAAUAAGGUGCACGAGGCAAAUGCCCGCUUUGAGCAGGAAGCAUUGCGGGAGAUGGAGUUGGCCCCUGUGCAGCGUAGAAUUGAGGCCCGAUCAGCUGAAGAUUCCUUCACUGGGUUUGUGCGCACACUGUAUUUUGCGGACACCUUCCUCCGUGACAGCUCCCGACAUUGUCCAUCAUUAUGGGCUGGUACUAAUGGCGGUACGGUCUAUGCUUUUUCCUUGCGAGUACCUCCAACAGAGCGACGGAUGGAGGAGGCAGUGUCUGCAACACAGGCCAAGGAAAUUCAGCUUAUGCAUCGAGCUCCAGUAGUGGGGAUUCUAGUUUUGGAUGGUCACAGUGUUCCCCUUCCAGAGCCUCUUGAAGCUGCUCAUGAUCUUUCCAAAAGCCCGGAUAUGCAAGGCAGCCAUCAAUUGCUAGUGAUAUCUGAGGAACAGUUUAAGGUGUUCACCCUGCCAAAAGUGAGCAGUAAGCUCAAGCUGAAACUGACAGCCACAGAAGGGUGCCGGGUACGCAAGGCGGCAGUGUGCACGUUUGGUAGCUGCCGGGCAGAGGACCACAAUGAGAACCACCUCACUGUUCUUACGAAUCUUGGAGACAUCCAGGUGGUGUCCUUGCCUCAACUUAAGCCACAAGUGCGGUACGACUGUAUCCGAAAGGAGGAUGUGAGUGGAAUUGCAUCCUGUGUGUUUACAAAGUAUGGACAAGGUUUCUACCUCAUCUCCCCUUCUGAAAUGGAGCGUUUCUCUCUGUCCACAUGCUGGCUUAUUGCACCUCGAUGCAGGGUUGAUACCCCUGAGCCCUCAUUCAGUGGAAGGCCGCAAAGAGGGAACAGCACAGAAAAGAAAAAUGAAAGAUCCAGGGUGUCCGGCAGGGGUGAUGGAGAUACAGAUGCACACAGGGCCAGAGGACCAUUGAUGGAGCAUGCAUUGCUGAAUGAUGAGAUGAUGCUGAAGGAGAUCCAGAAUACUCUAGAAGGAUCUAGAAUAAGUUUUGGGGAAAGAAACUCCCAACAGAUCAGACUCAGUAAUGGAGCAGCAGAAUGAGACCUUCCGACGACAUGCUAACAAUCUGGGUUCCAGAAGACCCAACGUAAAUACACUACUGAUUUAAGCCUGUGGAACUGAGCAAGUUACAACAUCAGAUGCUUUAUCUCCAGGGUUUGGACUCCAUUUGUGGCCAUACACGCACAUCUUAAGCCAUUUCUACAGGAAAUAGUUUUCUAAGUUAUAUGUUUUUCUAGUAUCCACCAUCCGCUCUUCUGUGCGUGUGAGGAAGUUCCUUGGAGGCUUGUGGCCAAACUAUUUUAUGUUGUUUUUUUUUAAUGUUUUUAUUUGUUUUAAAGAUAUUUUGCAUUUUAUUGAAUUAUUUAGGAUUAAUGUUUUUAUACUGUAAAAAGUGGUGCAAGCCGCCCUGAUGUUUGGGUGCCUUGAAUUUAUUGGGUAUUGUGCUUCCCAGUGAUUGGGCUGCCAUGCAAUCUAUUUUUGUAGGAAAUAACCAUUUUGGUCGACUUGCACACAAAUAAAUUAUAUGUUCCAGCUAA